AUGACUGCACCGCACAGUAUUGUAGACACGACUGGUCUGGCGGCCGUAACCGACGACCACCGUUCCGAGACCAGCGACGAGGAGAAGGGUGACAAGCACUCGGAGAUUGUCCAGACUCUUGCCCACAGCGGUGAAUCGGAGGAGGACGUCCUGACCAAGUACUAUGCACCCCCCGACUCUUACGAAGGCAAGCACCGUUGGGACCCCAAGGCCAAGUGGACAGCCGAUGAAGAGCGGAAGGUCCGGCGCAAGCUGGACUUACGCAUCACCUUUUUGAUGUGCAUCUGCUUUGCCGCCAUGAACCUUGAUCGCUACAACCUCGGAAAUGCCCUUUCGGACAACCUUCUCAAUGACCUUAACAUGACCACUGCCGACUACAACAUCGGCAACACCAUCUUCUAUUCUUGUUUCCUCGUCGCCGAACUCCCGUCCCAGAUGAUCGGCAAGAAGCUCGGCACCGAUCGCUGGAUUCCCAUCCAAAUCUUGCUCUGGUCGACGAUUGCCAUUGCGCAAAUCGGCCUCAGCGGCAAGACGAGCUUCUACAUUCUUCGCGCUCUGCUGGGUCUCUUUGAGGGUGGCUUCAUUGCCGACUCCAUCCUGUACCUCUCCUACUGGUUCACGGCGGCCGAAUUGACAACUCGUCUCACCUUCUUCUGGGUCUCCAUGUCCCUCUCUUCGGUUGUUGGUUCCCUCAUGGCUGCCGGCAUUCUUCAACUCCGUCACCACACUUCUCUGCCGGGUUGGAAAUGGUUGUUCAUGAUUGAGGGUGUUCUCACCUGGCUUGUUGGUCUCUUCUGCUUUUUCUACAUGCCCGCAUCGGCUACCCAGACCAAGGGCAUCAUCUCCCGCAAGCCUUGGUUCACGGAGCGCGAGGAAACCAUCAUUGUCAACAAGAUUCUGCGUGAUGACCCUACCAAAUCGAGCAUGCACAACCGUGAGGGUAUCUCACUCAAGGAACUCUGGAAGUCGCUUUGCGACUACGACCUCUGGCCAGUUUACGCAAUUGGCGGUUUCAUUUUCAUCACCUCGACGACUGUCACCGCCUACCUCACUCUUACGAUCAAGAGUCUCAACUUUACCACCUUCCAGACCAACCUUCUCACCAUCCCCUCCACCAUCAUGCUUCUGUGCGGCAACUUGGCCCUUUGCGCUCUGUCCAGGAUCUUCAAAGAGCACCUUAUGGUUGCUUCCCUCGCCCCCUGGUGGUGGAUCAUCUUCCUCACUGCCCUGGUCAACAUUCCCGACGACGCCAGCCGCUGGCUCCGCUGGGCCCUGACCACUUGCAUUGUCGGAUACCCGUACCCCAACCCCAUCCUGGUCUCCAUGACGUCCAUGAACGCUGGUUCGGUUCGCACUCGCACAGUCGCUGCGUCGCUCUACAACAUGUUCGUCCAAGCCGCCACCCUGAUCGGUUCCAACAUCUACCAGCCUGGAGACGCUCCAUACUACCACAAGGGCAACAAGGCCCUUAUUGGCAUUGUCUGCUGGGUCCUCGUUCUCUUCUGGUUUGCAAAGGGGUGGUACAUCUUCCGCAACAAGCAAAAGGCCAAGGUAUGGGACGCCAUGACCACCGAACAAAAGGAAGUCUACCUGGCAACCACGACGGACGAGGGGAACAAGCGUCUCGACUACCGCUUCCAGCACUGA
Apiotrichum porosum is the source of this 1647-nucleotide messenger RNA. RefSeq lists its product as uncharacterized. The transcript has 4 exons. The coding region runs from base 1 to 1647 and encodes 548 amino acids. Lineage: Eukaryota; Fungi; Basidiomycota; Tremellomycetes; Trichosporonales; Trichosporonaceae. Gene Ontology annotation, biological process: transmembrane transport. Gene Ontology annotation, molecular function: transmembrane transporter activity. The record is from RefSeq and is a predicted model, not a curated record. Gene Ontology annotation, cellular component: membrane.